AUGGACCUCGCGGGCCCGGUGCCCGAACUCAAAUCCCACACGGGCUCGACAUCCAAGCCCGACGACGCCUACCUCUCCGACUUCACGCGUCUAGGCGAGCAGAUCUACUAUUAUGCGCCCACAAGCACGUCAAGGUCAACGCCAACAACGUCAAGUACGACGGACGUCGUCGCCACCGCUGUCAAACAAUCAACCCCCGAUCCUGACCUUAUUAUCAUCUGCUCCUGGAUGUAUGCCCUCCCCCGACACAUCGCGAAAUACACGCAGGCUUACCGGGCGAAGUAUGCCUCGUCGCCGAUCCUCCUCCUGCGCCAAGACGGCGGCGACUUUUUCUGGCGCACGCACGCGACGCAGAUGCGGAACUUGGAGCCCGCCGCCUCUGUCAUCCGAACGCUUCAACGCAGAAGUCACAGCGUCGACACCACGCAAGUGGACCAAAAUGCCAACCCCAGACCGGAAGCGAAAGCGAAGGCGAAAGCGAAACUGAGGGUGUUGAUGCAUGUUUUCUCCAACGGCGGUGCCUGGUCGGCAUGUCAGCUUGCAGAUGCUUACGCGUCUGCCUUUUCCUUCACCUGCCCUUCUAUAUCCACAUUAUCGCCCCGGGAGAGUGAUCACGCUAAUGCCAUCCUCCCCAUCGACGCCCUAAUCCUAGACUCAACCCCCAGCCUGCCCGACCCGCGGGCCUCGCACGCCGCCAUCUGCGAAGCACUCCCCAGCCCGACGACAUACCCGCUCACGCGCAAGGUAGGCGAGACGGCGGUAUGGUGUUUUCUCGCCCUCGCCUCGGGCGUGGACGCCCUGUUCGGGAGGGAACACCUCACGCUGAACAUCCGGCGCAGACUGAACGAUCCCGCGGGGGCCUUCAUGCAGCCUGGCCUGCGGAGAGUGUAUAUCUACAGUGAGACCGAUGCGUUGAUCCCGGCGUCGGACGUGGAAUUGCAUGCCGAGGAAGCGAGGGCGAGGGCGAGGGCGAGGGUCAUGGCGCGAGAAAAGGCGGAGAACAAAGGUGGGCUGGAGACCAGUACUGAUAUAUCAACUCCCAUUACUGGGGACGACGAGAGUAAUGGUAGCGGUAGCGGUAACGGCAACAACAACGGUAACAGUAUCAGUGACAAGGGUGACGGUACCAGUACCGGUACCGGUGACAGUAUUACUACCAGCGACGACGGUACUGGUCCCGGUGCUGACGCCAAUACUCGUAUAUGGCUCGAGAAAUUCGAGCAUACCCGGCACGUAGGACACAUGCAAGGCGAUCCGGGCCGGUAUUGGGCUGUUGUUGAGAGGGCGUGGAGGGGUGGCCGCCGCGAGGACCAGGACCAGAAUAAAGGCGAGGACACAACAGACAGUAGACAGUAG
Cladophialophora carrionii CBS 160.54 is the source of this 1356-nucleotide messenger RNA. RefSeq lists its product as uncharacterized. The coding region runs from base 1 to 1356 and encodes 451 amino acids. The transcript has a single exon. Lineage: Eukaryota; Fungi; Ascomycota; Eurotiomycetes; Chaetothyriales; Herpotrichiellaceae. The record is from RefSeq and is a predicted model, not a curated record.